GAGGUGGACAUCUUUGUUGGGUCGUCUCGCGCGUUUUGAUUGUGGAUAUUUUUAUUCACUAGAGGUCGUCACAGUACCAAAAGUAUUUUAUAUGGCGUCAGUUGAUAAGACUUCAAAUGACAGAAACAAUGCGUGUAAAGUGAAGUGCGCUCUUCUGAAACGUAGUAAGCGAACUAAAUUUUUUUGCGUGCCAUUUGUUUAUUGCAGCUCAUACUGGCAUUUCCUGUCUAACCUCCCUGAAAUGUAAAGCAUAUCUAUGACAUUAUCAGGUUUACCUAUAUCUCUAUGUAACAGCCCUUGGGAAAGUGCGUCUUCGUAUGUUUUAGACAUGCGGAAGUGUCUGAGGUCUAUGCGUCGGUGUUAAAUGACGGACGGCUCCUUGCGUCUCCAUCUGAAUUGAGUAAUAAUUAUGCCUCCAAAAGAUCCGCUUCUCGGGACUCUAAAAGUAUGCAUCCUGAACCUGCAGACGGUGGAGGGGACAGUGACUGAUGUCAGCCCUCACCUCUCCUCUUGCUGUGAACUUCUUGAACUUAUCCUCAGAAAGGGUCUUCAACAGCCGGUCCUUGGCCUGGUACACAGGGACUACUGGCAUUGCUUUGAGCAACUCCUUCAACACGACACCUGCGGCAGGCUGAGCUCUGUUUCGCUGGCAAUUGAAGAGACUUCAACCUGCAGGAAGUUGUUGUCAGCUCAGGGACGAGGACGCUACCUCCUCAGGCUAGCCCUCAGACGGAGGGUUCUAGAAGAAGUCAUCAAACACCUGCUACACACACCGAAAGUCUUAGAGUGGUACAACCCAGCAGUUUCACUUCUUAGGAAUGAGGAGUUUUUGGAACCUUUCAUGUCGCUGCUUAAGGUCCUUACAGAAAUGGACUUCAAACUGGACAUGAAGAACUGUAGUUUUCUGGAUGAGAGCUGGCUUCUACCGGUGUGUGAUGUGUAUGAGGCUGUACCCUGUCAGGAACUAGGGAUGGUGCUCAGGUAUCUCAGUGGUCGUGUUUUUGUCCUGCAGCUGUUGCCAGGUAGCCAGGCUCAGGUGGACCAGUGUGUACAUCCCGGUGACAUCAUCGACGAGAUCAACGGAAUCUCUUUACGGAAUGCCUGCAAUGGACAGGCAGGUGUGAUCCUCACCAGGUUAAAGUGUUGUCCCCUGUCCCUGCGUGUGUUGCGAUGGCGUGGGCAGGACGGGGGCAUGUAUCGCCCUAUCAUCAAACUCCUGAGGGCUCUCAGAGAGGAGAACCCCUCCCUGCAGCUAGGCUCCUCCCAUUCAUCUCUACAACUGACUAAUCAAGGCCUGGGGACACCGCCCUCUCAGUGCCUCAAAGAGGGAAGGAUUGUGUAUAUUGUGCAGUUCUUGGGAAAGGCCAACAUUGGAUUGUAUGGAGGCAAAGAGGUGCUUCAACAUGGAAUCACCUUGGUUAUACAGAAAAACCAGCCCAGCAAGGAAGUACUUUUGGACCUAAAGGAAACUCACCUGAUCUGCACUGAGAAAUCCAAUAAGAUAAAGUUGUUCCAGCAUCAUUAUCCAGAGAUCUCAUGCGUAGGGCGGUUUGGCUACCCGGACUAUACCAUCUUUGCCUUUUGUGUGUCAGACUCCCCAGAAACUCCUCAGUCAACAGGAUUCUGCUGUGUGGUACUCAAAGCCAGUGUUGUUAAAGAGUGUGAGGAAAUAGUCAACCGCAUCGUACAUACUUUGAUUCUGAUGUGGUAGUUGGACCAAGCAUGUGGCAUAGUCUGCUGGUUUCAAGCAAACGGAAUGGUUUGUAUGACCAAAAAUCCCACCAACUGGACAAACCAGAUGUUACAUUUAGACAUGAGUCUCAACUGUUGUGCUUGUACUGGACAUGAAAACCCAUAGACACAUUAAAGAUGUUUUAGAGCAAUGUCUGCCAAUUAUUGUUACUGAAUAUACAUGUGCUUUAA
Messenger RNA from Esox lucius (northern pike), 1923 nucleotides. RefSeq lists its product as uncharacterized. Lineage: Eukaryota; Metazoa; Chordata; Actinopteri; Esociformes; Esocidae. The transcript has 17 exons. The record is from RefSeq and is a predicted model, not a curated record. Gene Ontology annotation, molecular function: protein binding. The coding region runs from base 410 to 1711 and encodes 433 amino acids.